Molecule: messenger RNA, 901 nt
Organism: Andrographis paniculata
Lineage: Eukaryota; Viridiplantae; Streptophyta; Magnoliopsida; Lamiales; Acanthaceae
Product: CASP-like protein 1E2
Exons: 2
Coding region: 133-717 (194 amino acids)
Source: RefSeq, a predicted model, not a curated record
UAACUGACUGGCCUAGAAUUGCCUUCUUCCUGAUUUCACAAUUUCCACACAAGUGCAAAUCUCACUCAACAUUUUUGCCCUAAUCGCUUUCGGUUAACAAAUCGGAGCAAUUGAGAGGCAGAGGAAGCAAUUAUGGAGGCAGAGUACAAGGAAUCUGGAAUGGAGAGCGGCAGUGGGAAGGCGGUGGCGGUGGCGAACAAGCGGAAGAUGAGGGGAUGGGACGUCAUACUGAGAUUCUUCGCGCUGGCUCUCAGCCUCGCCGCCGCCGUCGUCCUCGCCGUCGAUAAGGAAACCGUCGUGGUUCAGGUCCCCGUCGCCGCCGCACUGCCGCCGCUCAGCGUUCCCGUCGCCGCUAAGACUAGCUACCUCUCCGCCUUCGUAUUUUUCGUCAUCGCAAAUUCUAUUGCAUGCGCUCACGCGGGGGUAUCGUUAAUCCUCGCCCUGGCAUACCAGGGCGAGAACAAGGCCAUUGCCCUAACGGUCUUAAUAGCCGACUUGAUGAUGGUGGCGCUUCUUUUUUCGGGGAUCGGCGCCGGAGUGGCAAUUGGCGUAUUGGGAUACAACGGGAACUCGCACACGAUGUGGGGCAAAGUAUGCGAUAAAUUUGACAAGUUUUGCCACCAGGCGGCGGCGGCGUUCGGGAUCUCCGGCGCGGCGGCGCUGCUGUUCUUGCUGCUGGUGGUUCUUGCAACUUUAAACCUCCACAAGAAACACUAGAAUUAAUUGGGGGUUGUGUGAGAAAAUUAUUCUAAGUGUUACCAAAGUGGUUCUUAAUUCUUGCUAUGUAAUGAUAUUUUGUGGAUUGGAAUCUUUGUGCUUUGUGUGUCGGAUUAUGUUUUGUUUUAGUGUUGUAAGGACCAAAUGCUUGAUUGAUGCAUUAUUAAUACUACCUUCGAUUGUU